AAAUUAGAACAUAACCUGUUAGUCAUUGUUUUGUGAAAGUAUCAUAAUACGCGUUUAGAACGAAAACAAAGCACGAUUGCGACUCGUACAGACAACGAUGAACAGGCAGCAGCAGAACUAUGGCUCGAUUUCGGGCUCACCCGUGGCGUUCGUUGGUACAAACGCCCCCGAAUUCAAUAAUCUGUGCGAUUCGGUCGUCACCAACAUCUACACAAUAAACCAGAGCCUGAAAACGCUGGACAAUGCUCUCAAAACGAUAGGCACGAAACGUGACAAUCAGGGACUGAGAAACAGUGUUCAUGUAACGCAACUGAGCACAAAUCAAAUUGCUUCCACCACAACAAGGGCGCUUAGUAAAUUGAAGAACUUGGUCUCGAAGUCGGGCAAACAGGAACAGUUGCAGGUGGAGAAGUUGGAGGAGAAUUUCAAAGAAGCAAUCAACAGAUAUUACAGUCUACAAAAACAAGUAGCUAAUAAACAAAAGGCACAUUUGUUGGUGUCAGUGAGUAUAGAAAAUGAGCCAACAACACCAGAUGAACAUCCAGAUCUGCAGCAACAGGCCCAGAUGGCCAGAGAACUCGAAUUUGAACAAGAUAUGGCAUUGGAAAGGGAGGCUAGAAUUAAACAGAUUGAAUCUGAUGUACUGGAUAUCAAUGAAUUGAUGAGGGAAUUGGGUUCAGUGGUACAUCAACAGGCUGAAACUAUAGACACAAUUGAGAACAGUAUUGAUCAUGCUGUUGGUAAUGUUGAGGAAGGUACAGAACAGUUGAUAAAGGCGUCAAGAUAUGUGAGCAGAAGAAGGAAAAGAAUGUUGAUUUUGUUAGGAAUUGGAGUUGUGAUAAUUAUUAUUUUAGUAGGAAUAUUAGUUGCUGAACUGAAAUGAUUAGUAUUAAGUGUAUGAUGUUAUCCAAAUCUGGACCAGGAUAAUAUUGUGAUGGUCAUUAUUUUCUAUUUAAUAUUAUUAACUCUAUUAUGUAAUCAUUUUAAGAACUGUUAUUUACUUAAUUGCUUUUUUCUAUUUACCAUGAAUAAUAUAGUGUAUAACAUUUUAUUGAUACUUGUGAUUAUUUUAUUUAUAGGAAUCUUUCUAUAGGAAUAAAUUGAUACAUAAAUAUAUA
Aethina tumida (small hive beetle) is the source of this 1118-nucleotide messenger RNA. RefSeq names its product syntaxin-12. The transcript is spliced from 4 exons. Bases 98 to 883 code for a protein of 261 amino acids. The record is from RefSeq and is a predicted model, not a curated record. Gene Ontology annotation, biological process: vesicle-mediated transport; intracellular protein transport; vesicle fusion. Gene Ontology annotation, cellular component: membrane; endomembrane system; SNARE complex. NCBI's taxonomy places the organism in Eukaryota, Metazoa, Arthropoda, Insecta, Coleoptera, Nitidulidae. Gene Ontology annotation, molecular function: SNAP receptor activity; SNARE binding.